AUGAGCGCACGUUGGCUUGAGUAUCGACACACCUGUUAUACAAGGAAAGGCUGUUCUACUUCUCCCUUGUUAACAAUCGAAGAUCAACAAAUGCUUCGAGAUGUUGGCAAGAGGAAGCUUACGCCCGGAAUCAGUAAAAGUCAGGAAUUUGAAACUGCCAAGACUAGGUUGAGCAAACACCAUAGGCUAAGCAAGAGUAGUAAUCAUUCCCCAAUCAGUGAAAGCAAAAACGAUGUAUUCUGCACAAGACGGCGGCUACCUUCUGUUCCUUUCAUUGACUUUGAUAUUGACCGAAUAAAGGCCUUGGAUGUCAUUGAUAGGGUGGAUAGCAUUGGAGGUUCAUAA
Messenger RNA from Lathyrus sativus (Indian pea), 345 nucleotides. Lineage: Eukaryota; Viridiplantae; Streptophyta; Magnoliopsida; Fabales; Fabaceae. The record is from the annotation of a GenBank genome assembly.